AUGAUACUCAACACAAACCAUGUGUACAACUGGACAAAUCCAACGGCAUUUGGUCGUAAAGUUGCGCGGGAUCAACCUGAAACGAUUUGUGCAGAGCUGUGUGGUGCUGCACGCAAGCCUAUAGAGCCCAUGCAGCCCACUGGUCGAGCAUGUGGAGGCCUGUUGAAAGUUGGCUCUGGGCCUGAACAUGAUGGUGCUGCACAGCGUCCCUUGUCCAUGUUGAAGUGCUAUCCGUCGGUUUCCAAAUGUCGAGCAUGUGGAGGCCUGUUGAAAGUUGUCUCUCGGCCUGAACAUGAUGGCGCUGCACAGCGUCCCUUGGCCAUGUUGAAAUGCUAUCCGUCACGAGUAGUGAUCAUCGAUCUUAGAAAAAGACCAUUUACAGGCACACCCACAAGAGCAAACGGUAUGGAGUUCUUUAACCAACAAAACAAAAACAACAAAACACGCUCCUUUCAGGCCAGCAAACUCAUUGGCAAUGCUGAAAUGGUCGAGGUCACUAGUCUGAGCAACAUCAAGGAUUCAAAGACCACUGAACAUCCGUCAAAGUUCCAGAGUGUACCUAGCAAAGUUGUUGGUCGUUACCCAGUAGUAGACGUUGCUCACAGGGCUCUAUUUAACCACUUUAGCCAUGACUCAGUAGGUGUGCUAACCUCAUCGCUGCGCACAUGGUCAGUCAGACAUAAGGGUUCUGCUCAACUUCACUAUACACGAAGAUCCCAAGAAAUCCAACGUUGCCUUCCUUGGCAACUAACUUCGGAGCCAGGUCAAUCCACUGAAGUCCGCCGAUACCAUCCACACUUGCUCGAAUCUCUGGGAAGAUGUACACAACAUAUGCGUCCAAAAGACCUUCUCGAUCGGACAUGGCGAGCGCAAUGGGUACAGACAUCCGAAUUGUCACAUUUGUUAACUUUCUUGUCGGUCCCAUAUAUUCCACUUGAACAGUGUGUUCAACUCUGGGACCAAUCUCAUCAACAUCCACGCGUCUCUGGAAUCCAGAACCCCAAAACACCGGCUUUGUACGGUUGUCCAUACGGCUGGUAA
Messenger RNA from Opisthorchis viverrini, 1041 nucleotides. RefSeq lists its product as hypothetical. The coding region runs from base 1 to 1041 and encodes 346 amino acids. NCBI's taxonomy places the organism in Eukaryota, Metazoa, Platyhelminthes, Trematoda, Opisthorchiida, Opisthorchiidae. The transcript has 5 exons. The record is from RefSeq and is a predicted model, not a curated record.